Molecule: messenger RNA, 294 nt
Organism: Staurois parvus
Lineage: Eukaryota; Metazoa; Chordata; Amphibia; Anura; Ranidae
Source: the annotation of a GenBank genome assembly
UUAUUAUGAAUAUCCAGAUACAGGUGCAUCUAUGGGGCUCCGAGGUCCAGUCCAGAGCAAAUCAAUAUGUCACUCAUAGAGGUCACCCAUCCACCAGAGAAGCCACACUAGAUCCAAGGUAUUUGUCCUCCUCUUGCUAGGGCACAGAUACAUCCAGGGGCGGACUGACCAUUUGGAAACUUGGGCACUGCCCGAGGGCCUGGGGUCAUCUGCCUCUGCCUGGUACCUUUUUCAAAGGCUUUUUUGAGUUUGGGCAAGGACACAGGGGCCCCAUGGUCCCCUAUUGCCCGGGGG